Molecule: messenger RNA, 5020 nt
Organism: Dipodomys spectabilis (banner-tailed kangaroo rat)
Lineage: Eukaryota; Metazoa; Chordata; Mammalia; Rodentia; Heteromyidae
Gene: Mef2d
Product: myocyte enhancer factor 2D
Exons: 11
Coding region: 458-2008 (516 amino acids)
Biological process (GO): cell differentiation; positive regulation of transcription by RNA polymerase II
Molecular function (GO): RNA polymerase II cis-regulatory region sequence-specific DNA binding; DNA-binding transcription factor activity, RNA polymerase II-specific; protein dimerization activity
Source: RefSeq, a predicted model, not a curated record
UGUGCCUACGUCGGCCUCGACUCCCGGGGGCUGGAGGAGUUACCUUUGGAGCCCGAAAGGAGGAAGGAAGCAAAAUAUCAACAACAGUCGAGGCGGCUCCAGCGCUCGGCCCCGGUCCUCUCUCGCCCGCCGCCCGCCUGCCCGCCCCCGCGCCCACGACGGGGGCCGAGGCCCCCGGCGCCGCCCAGGGCCCGCGCGGACGCCGGCCUCAUUUAUUAUUCCCCCCGCCCCGAGCGGCAGCUUCCCGCUGUGGAAGAUACCCCAGACCUGGGGCUAGGGCCAUCCCCUCCCUGCUGUGACACUCCAUUUCCCCAGCGGGACUGGACAUUGUACAUAAAGUCAUAUAGACCAUGAACUGAGCACCGAUCCCGGACUUUCAUGAGUACAGCGUGAGGUGCACUCAGACCUGCCACCCAUCAGCCCCUCCCCUCCCUAGCAUUGAGGACCUUCAGAGAAGAUGGGGAGGAAAAAGAUUCAGAUCCAGAGAAUCACUGAUGAGCGAAAUCGACAGGUGACAUUCACCAAGCGCAAGUUUGGACUGAUGAAGAAGGCGUAUGAGCUGAGUGUGCUAUGCGACUGUGAGAUUGCCCUCAUCAUCUUCAACCACUCCAACAAGCUGUUCCAGUAUGCCAGCACCGACAUGGACAAGGUGCUCCUCAAGUACACUGAGUACAACGAGCCACAUGAGAGUCGCACCAAUGCUGACAUCAUCGAGACCCUGAGGAAGAAGGGCUUCAAUGGCUGCGACAGCCCCGAGCCUGACGGGGAGGACUCACUGGAACAGAGCCCCCUGCUGGAGGACAAGUAUCGGCGCGCCAGUGAGGAGCUGGACGGGCUCUUCAGGCGCUAUGGGUCAGCUGUACCAGCUCCCAACUUUGCCAUGCCAGUCACGGUGCCUGUGUCUAAUCAGAGCUCACUGCAAUUCAGCAAUCCCAGCAGCUCUCUGGUCACCCCUUCCCUGGUGACAUCGUCCCUCACAGAUCCACGACUCCUGUCCCCACAGCAGCCAGCACUACAGAGGAACAGUGUGUCUCCAGGCCUGCCUCAGCGGCCAGCUAGUGCAGGCGCCAUGCUGGGGGGAGACCUCACCAGUGCUAAUGGAGCCUGCCCCAGUCCUGUUGGAAAUGGCUAUGUCAGUGCUCGAGCCUCCCCUGGCCUCCUCCCUGUGGCCAAUGGAAACAGCCUAAACAAGGUCAUCCCUGCCAAGUCUCCACCCCCACCUACCCACAGCGCCCAGCUUGGAGCCCCCAGCCGAAAGCCCGACCUGCGGGUCAUCACUUCCCAGGGAGGCAAAGGGUUAAUGCAUCACUUGAACAAUGCCCAGCGCCUUGGGGUCUCCCAGUCUACCCACUCGCUCACCACCCCAGUGGUUUCCGUGGCAACGCCGAGUUUACUCAGCCAGGGCCUCCCCUUCUCUUCCAUGCCUACUGCUUACAACACAGAUUACCAGUUGACCAGUGCAGAGCUCUCCUCCUUACCAGCCUUCAGCUCACCUGGGGGACUGUCGCUAGGCAAUGUUACCGCCUGGCAACAACCCCAGCAGCCACAGCAGCCACAGCAACCACAGCCACAGCCACAGCAGCCACAACAGCCACAGCCACAGCAGCCACAGCCACAGCAGCCUCAGCAGCCGCAGCAGCCACCUCAGCAACAGCCCCACCUGGUCCCCGUAUCUCUCAGCAACCUCAUCCCAGGCAGCCCCUUGCCCCAUGUGGGUGCUGCCCUCACGGUCACAACUCACCCCCACAUCAGCAUCAAGUCAGAACCGGUGUCCCCAAGCCGGGAGCGCAGCCCUGCGCCGCCUCCUCCAGCUGUGUUCCCGGCUGCCCGCCCUGAGCCUGGUGACGGUCUCAGCAGCCCUGCAGGGGCAUCCUAUGAGACCGGGGAUCGGGAUGAUGGACGGGGGGACUUCGGGCCCACACUGGGCCUGCUGCGCCCAGCCCCAGAGCCAGAGGCUGAGGGCUCGGCUGUGAAGAGGAUGCGGCUUGAUACCUGGACAUUAAAGUGACGGUUCCCACCCCCCCUCCUCUCAGCCUCCCUGAUGAAGAGUUGACAAUCUCACCGCCCACCCCUCCCUGUCCUGGGCUCCUCCCGCUCGACCCCCACUUCCUUUCUUGUGCUCCAUGUCCUGUUGACGGUUACAUUUGUGUAUAAUUAUUAUAUUAUUAUUAUUAUAUUUUUUUUAAUUUGGAUUCUCGCUUUGGAGAGAGGGAUGCUCUCAUCCCCUUUCUCACCGCCCCCCACCAUUUUCACUGGUGGGGGCUCUCUUUUUGCGGGAAGGGGGGGUCACUUUGCACGUUGUACACAUAUGCUGCAGGAAGGGGGUGGGGAGCCCGGUACGCCUUUGGGAAAGGACAGGUGCCGAGCCCUGCAUGUGGAGCCCUCCCACCCAUCCCCCAGACAGAGGGAAAGAACCAAAAACUACCAAGCAACAAAAACCCAUACAACAGACUGAACCCCAAAGUUGGCUUGAUGGUGGGUUUGUGUUUCAAGGGGAAUGUGAAGAGGCAGAAGUCCUCUGCUUCUGGGCUGUUCACGCGGUGGUAGGCACACAGGCCAGUUCCCAAGCCUGGCCCCCCCCCCCCCACCUCCUCUGCACACAUACACAAACACUCUGAUCCUUGUGCGUGCUGCAUCCCUAAGGUCUGCGGGUGCUGGGAAGGCUGCCUGAGAUUCUGAAGCUGGGGCAGGGCUUUGAGGUGGAGCCUCUCUGGUAGCACAUUGAAGAUACAGACACAACCAUGAGGAGAGGGCUGAGAAGGACAGAAGGGCUGGGCAAGGGAUGAACUGGGGUCCUCCCCCCCAGCUUUUUCUCUAAGAUAUACAGUGCAAUAGCUCCCCAUCCCUCAGUUGACCCAGCCCCAUAAGCUGGCCACAAGUGCAGGGAGACUGGGGAGAGGAACUCCAGUGAGGUAGCCUCAGGGCUGGGCCAGUCAGCCUUAAGCUCCUCUGGGGUGCUUGAGAGCUAGAGCCUUCCAUCCGUGGGGCAGCUAUGGAGAGGGCACUUUGACCCAGAGGAGUGGACACUGGGAUGGUGUGCAGAGGCAGGAGGCCCCCACAGUGAGGUCUACUGGUCCAGGGCCUCCCGGGCCCCUCCUCCUUGUUCCUCUGCCCCAGCUCCCUGCUCUUGGCACCCUCAUUGUCUUGCUACCUCCUAGUCCCACCGCCUCCAGGCUGCAUCCCACCUUCCCUCUUGGCUACUGUAAUUGUAAAUAGCGACCUUUGGAAAACCUUAGCAGUGUAACAGUCCAGGAAACUGGUUUUUUUUUUUGUUGUUGUUGUUGUUGUAUUGAUAUGAAAUGAGAUUCUAUUUUUGUCAAAGUAUAUUGUAAUAAUAAUGACUCAAAUGGCCCGUACUGUACAGAUGAGAUUCUUCUGCUGUUCUUGCUCCCUUUCCCUCCCCAAGUCUGCCCGCUCUGCUGCCUCCUCAGUGGGGCUGCAGGUAGGGGCCCAGGGGCAGUGAAAAUACAGAAUCCUGAGACUCAGGCUGGAUUAGAGAUCAAACUGGAGGGGGCAGGCCCCUGGCCUCUUCUGUUCUGCCACACGCCCUCAACGGCCUGGCCUAGGCCAACAGGCCUACCCUCUUACUCCACACAAGCCCAGCCCCUCUGCCCAGGGAGGCAGUGCUCCCAUUUGGAGCAUAGAGUUAGACAAGAUCCAUUUUUGUGAUAGACUAUGGUCUUUGCCUGCCUAUGACCCACCCUCUUGCAGUAUUUCAACACGAUGCAAAGAAGGAGCCAGAAGCAGAGGGGUGUGUGACCACACACAACCUGAGUGUGCUCAUGAGGGCAUCUGGUAUUUUAUGUGUCUGGGUGUAGUAUACCCUUGUAUUUAUGUAUGUGUGUAUGGUUGCAGGGGGUAUGUACCUUUGUGUGCCUCUGAGCCUGGCUGGGUGACUCUUAGUAUGACUGGAGCUCCGAGGCUUAUGUCUAUGUCUGUGUGGCUGGAUGUGUGUUUACAAAAGGACAGGUGGCUGUGCCAGCCCCUCAGCCCUGGCUUCCAAGCUCUGUGAUCCCACUAGCUUCUACUCCUGCCCUCAGCUUGGAUGUGUUCGUACUGCAGUUAGGGGGCCUUUGGCAGUCGGCCCACUUUACUUAUCCCCACAGCCUACCUCUGCCAGGGCUUCCUUCCAAGAGCCUUUGCUUCAACACACAGCGUCCACUUAGUCCCCAACACCUUGACAUGCCGUUCCUUUUCCUGGAGUUGUCCUUCCUUUCCUACUUUCAGAGCAAAAUUAAGUCCUCUUUCUCCCUGAAGCUUUGUCCUCCACUAUACGGUGAUCUUUCUUAUUCAUGGCUUCACUCACUGACUAGGCAAGGACUUUGGCCCACCUCUCCCUACGGUUCUUAGAUGGAGUUUCAAGAGCUGAUGGGACUAAGGGUAUAGCUCAGUGGUGGAGCACUUCCUAGCAUGCAUGAGGUCCUGGAUUUCAUCCUCAGCGCUGAAGGGGGAAAAAUACUGAUCAGGGCUUUGAAAGAAGCUAGGGUGUAGCUCUGUGCACAUGUGCUGUUCAGAGCUUUGCCUAGUGCCUGGUACAUAGUAGGUGUUCAAUAAAUGCUGAAUGAGUGAAUGGUUAAAUGAUAGGUGCUCAAUAAAUAUCAAAUGACUGGCCUCUUAGGCUAUUCCCACCAUCACUCUGUAUACUUUUCUAGGCUGAGCUUGGCCACCACUAAGUGCAGUGGGGGUAGGCUAAGGACCCCUGUAGUUCUUGUUUCAAUAUUCACCAGUUACCAGUUUCUCUCUCUGCCUUGUGAAGACAGACCUACUUUGUGUGUGUGUGUGUGUGUGUGUGUGUGUGUGUGUGUGUGUGUGUGUGUCCAUCCCCUUCUCUCCCUGACAAGAGGGGUUGGUCUGUGAGUGAAUAUGUGACAUUUCUGCAAUUUAGUAUCCCAAGGUUUUUCUUAGGGGUAGAGGUUACUUACUGGCUGGCCAGAUGGAUGGGUCCCUGAGAACCCAAAUCUCAAGUGGAGACUUAAUUUCUUCUUCCUCUCACAAGCCAAAUUUGCCCCCACCCACUCUC